This is a messenger RNA of Paramecium octaurelia, 539 nucleotides long. The record is from the annotation of a GenBank genome assembly. NCBI's taxonomy places the organism in Eukaryota, Ciliophora, Oligohymenophorea, Peniculida, Parameciidae.
AUCCUUGGGUCCAAAAAUGAAAUAUCUGUUAAAGAUGGAAGUGUUAGAGAAAAUGAUUGAAUUUCAUUAGUAAAAUGUAUAGAAACCACUGGUUUGAAGCACCCUUAAUGUAAACUUAGAAUUAAGUUAUUAAAUAAUAGAAAAUUAAUUAUCAAUAAGAAUUAUUAAAGCAAUGAUUGUAUAAGUUAUGAGAACAUUGCAUAUAUUAAAAUUAAGAAACAAUGGUGCUUUAAUUCAAUAGACUGAAUUAUAUUAUGUGUGUUUAGAUAAGAUUAGAAAGUUGCUGAAGUCUAAAUAAAGUUAGCUAUUAAUUAGAAAAACAAUAAAGGAGUUUAAUAAUACAAGAUUCCAUUAUUUAAGGCAUGCAAAAGCUGAGUUUAUCUUUAUCAUCAAUAUAAUGUCAUCUUAAGAUCAUAUAAAUGUGGUGACAAAAGGAUUGGGAAAUUAUCGAUCUUUGAUAUUUUUGAAUAUACCACACAAUAGUUUAAAUGAUUUAUUAGAAAAAUAUAUUGCCUAAAUGAUGCAAUCAGAUAAGUGAG